Neospora caninum is the source of this 642-nucleotide messenger RNA. RefSeq lists its product as hypothetical. NCBI's taxonomy places the organism in Eukaryota, Apicomplexa, Conoidasida, Eucoccidiorida, Sarcocystidae. Bases 1 to 642 code for a protein of 213 amino acids. Gene Ontology annotation, cellular component: membrane; clathrin vesicle coat. The transcript has 8 exons. The record is from RefSeq and is a predicted model, not a curated record. Gene Ontology annotation, biological process: endocytosis.
AUGGCGUCGGUAUCGGCAUCGGCGUCCAAACCCGUCCAAGAGGACGCAUAUGCGUCAACCCUCGAAAACCGAGAUGAAGACGAGGCUCUUGAGUUCAUAGUCUACAGCUGCAGACAGGUCACUGUCUACAAAAUUCCGCCCAGAACACCCCAAGGUCACCGAGCAGAGAACUGGAAAGACGUGCUGUGGACGGGAAAGCUCCAAGUUGCCAGCAAGGGACGCAAGUGCUCGAUACGCUUGGUCGAUAGACAAACCGGAAACCUCUUUGCGGCCUGUCCGUUGCCGGAGAAGCACGAGGAAGCAGUUGAACGCGCUGUGGACAGUUCGCGGUAUUUCGUCGUACGCCUCGACAACGGAAAAGGUCGGCGCGCUUACGUCGGUGUCAGCUUCGCGGACCGUAACGACGCCUUCGACUUCACAUGCGCCUUGAACGACGAAGAGAGAGCCAAGUCCCUCCAGGCAUAUGCAGAAACGACGAGUGCAGAAAGCCAAACAGCCAGUCCCUUCUCUGGGCUCCUGCCUCCACCCCCCGAAAACACGAGCCGAGAAGGACAGGAGCCGGCAGGAUAUCGACUGGAAGGCUCAGGCAUCUCGAGCGAUUCGUUUUCCUUCGAGUUCACAGAUUUCCAGCGCGGCGAGUGA